Molecule: messenger RNA, 1992 nt
Organism: Oncorhynchus masou masou (cherry salmon)
Lineage: Eukaryota; Metazoa; Chordata; Actinopteri; Salmoniformes; Salmonidae
Product: mucin-2-like
Exons: 2
Coding region: 1-1992 (663 amino acids)
Source: RefSeq, a predicted model, not a curated record
AUGCAGACAGGCUUCAGUCUCCUCACAGAGACUGGUUUCAGUCCUUCCACCUCAAAGAGACUGGUUUCAGUCCCCCACGUCACAGAGACUGGUUUCAGUCCCCCACCUCACAGAGACUGGUUUCAGUCCCCCACCUCACAGAGACUGGUUUCAGUCCCCCACGUCACAGAGACUGGUUUCAGUCCCCCACGUCACAGAGACUGGUUUCAGUCCCCCACCUCACAGAGACUGGCUUCAGUCCCCCACGUCACAGAGACUGGUUUCAGUCCCCCACCUCACAGAGACUGGUUUCAGUCCCCCACGUCACAGAGACUGGUUUCAGUCCCCACGUCACAGAGACUGGUUUCAGUCCCCCACCUCACAGAGACUGGUUUCAGUCCCCCACGUCACAGAGACUGGUUUCAGUCCCCCACCUCACAGAGACUGGUUUCAGUCCCCCACGUCACAGAGACUGGUUUCAGUCCCCCACGUCACAGAGACUGGUUUCAGUCCCCCACCUCACAGAGACUGGCUUCAGCCCCCCACCUCACAGAAACUUGUUUCAGUCAUUCCACCUCACAGAGACUGGCUUCAGCCUCCCCCUUACAGAGACUGGCUUCAGUCCCCCACCUCACAGAGACUGGUUUCAGUCCUUCCACCUCACAGAGACUGGCUUCAGCCUCCCCCUUACAGAGACUGGCUUCAGCCCCUCACCUCACAGACACUGGUUUCAGUCCCCCACCUCACAGAGACUGGUUUCAGUCCUUCCACCUCACAGAGACUGGCUUCAGCCUCCCCCUUACAGAGACUGGCUUCAGUCCCCCACCACACAGAGACCGGUUUCAGACCUUUCACUUCACAGAGACUGGCUUCAGCCCCCCACCUCACAGAGACUGGCUUCAGCCUCCCACCUCACAGAGACUGGUUUCAGUCAUCCCACCUCACAGAGAAUGGAACAGCCCCCCACCACACAGAGACUGGUUUCAGUCCUUUCACUUCACAGAGACUGGUUUCAGUCCUUUCACUUCACAGAGACUGGCUUCAGUCCCCCACCACACAGAGACCGGUUUCAGACCUUUCACUUCACAGAGACUGGCUUCAGCCCCCCACCUCACAGAGACUGGCUUCAGCCUCCCACCUCACAGAGACUGGUUUCAGUCAUCCCACCUCACAGAGACUGGCUUCAGCCUCCCACCUCACAGAGACUGGUUUCAGUCCUUUCACUUCACAGAGACUGGUUUCAGUCCCCCACGUCACAGAGACUGGUUUCAGUCCCCCACGUCACAGAGACUGGUUUCAGUCCCCCACCUCACAGAGACUGGUUUCAGUCCCCCACGUCACAGAGACUGGUUGCAGUCCCCCACCUCACAGAGACUGGUUUCAGUCCCCCACCUCACAGAGACUGGUUUCAGUCCCCCACGUCACAGAGACUGGUUGCAGUCCCCCACCUCACAGAGACUGGUUUCAGUCCCCCACCUCACAGAGACUGGUUUCAGUCCCCCACGUCACAGAGACUGGUUUCAGUCCCCCACCUCACAGAGACUGGUUUCAGUCAUUCCACCUCACAGAGACUGGCUUCAGCCUCCCCCUUACAGAGACUGGCUUCAGUCCCCCACCUCACAGAGACUGGUUUCAGUCCCUUCACCUCACAAAGACUGGCUUCAGCCCCCCACCUCACAAAGACUGGCUUCAGCCCCCCACCUCACAGAGACUGGCUUCAGCCCCCCACCUCACAGAGACUGGCUUCAGCCCCCCAUCUCACAGAGACUGGCUUCAGCCUCCCACCUCACAGAGACUGGCUUCAGCACCCCACCUCACAGAGACUGGCUUCAGCACCCCACCUCACAGAGACUGGCUUCAGCACCCCACCUCACAGAGACUGGUUUCAGCCUCCCACCUCACAGAGACUGGCUUCAGCCUCCCACCUCACAGAUACUGGCUUCAGCCUCCCACCUCACAGAGACUGGCUUCAGCCUCCCACCUCACAGAGACUGGCUUCAGCUUCCUGUGUGA